GGCGCCCGGUCUGCGGCGUUCUGUCAGCGCCAAGCCCAGCGGCCAGUGGAAGUGACUGGUUCCUGCUCGCUAGCGCAGUAGUGCAAGGGAGAAGCAUGGCUGGGCUCCGGUUGGUUGAGUGGAGUUGGGGAGUGAACACCUGAAGAUAGAGUUGGUGAGAGGAGAGAGUGAGAGAGGGAGAGUGAAGAGUGGAGGAUACGGGAGAGGAGAGGGAGAGUUGAGGUCAGUAAGUGUGAUUGGCUGCGACAGAGUGACGUCAUCAUGCCGGCUGUGACGUCAGAGGCCAGCAGCUGUCCUGUAUGUGGCGUCGCCUCCAGCCUGGCCUGUGCUGCGUGCAGACAGGUGCACUACUGUAGUCGACCACAUCAGAAAGAGCACUGGAAAAUGCACAAGACCUCCUGUCGGCCGUGGACGGUCAAACAGACCGACGAACUGGGACGGUACAUGGUGGCCACCAGAGCCAUCCAGCCUGGUGAAGUCAUUCUGCGAGAGGCACCUCUGGUGGUGGGGCCCAAACAGGCCACGGGCCCCGUCUGCCUGGGCUGUCACCGGCCGUUGACCUUUGACCUUGACCGAGGUCAGCUGACGCCGCCGGCAAUCAGCUGUCCCGGCUGCCGAUGGAGUCUGUGUCGGCCAGACUGCGACAGGUGGCACAGUAAGGCCGAGUGUCGCCUCUGGUCACGUGUCUCCAGACCGGCUGACCUGCGGCCGGGCGCCUCCGGAGCCGCCCCUGCGUACGGCUGUGUGACCCCAGUGAGGUGUCUGCUGCUCAGGGACCAUCCCGAGGCGUGGUCGUCUCUGACGUCACUGGAGCACCACCUGGACCGGCGGCGACAAACGGCGCUGUAUCGUCUGAACGCCGCUCAGCUGGCCGGCUAUUUAACUGCCGCGCUGCCAGCUGAUUGUGACGUCACGGAGAACCUGGUACUGGAAAUGUGUGGUGUGCUUGACACCAACUCGUUUGAGGUGAGGACGGCCGAGAGUAAGGUACGGGCGAUAUACGCGUCUGCCUCGCUGCAGAACCACGACUGUCGGCCUAACACGAGGCACGUGUUCGACAGUGAUUACGUCAUCACUGUGCGCGCCACGGUGCCCAUCGCGGCCGGUGACGUCAUCAGCACGUCAUACACCCAGCCGCUGUGGAACACGGCCGCCAGGCAGCAGCACCUGCAGUUCAGUAAAUGUUUCACCUGCCACUGUGAACGAUGUCAGGACCCGACUGAGCUCGGUACCCGCCUGGGGUCAUUGACCUGCACCAGCUGCAGUGGCGCACUACUCAGCACAGAGCCUGCCGCAGCCGCCGCAGCGUGGCGCUGCGAUCGCUGCGGAAGACGGGAGGCGGCGCCACAGGUGGUCGCUCGGCGCGCUCAGCUGACCAAGACGGUACAGAGUGCGGAGCGCACCGUCCCCGGUCUGGAGGCGGCCAUGGAGUCUCUGGACCCGCGCUGCAGUCAGAGGGCGGAGGUGGCGUACGCCCUGGUACAGCUGUACGGUACCGCUGACGGGUACACGUGGAAAGAGCUGUCGGCUGAUCAGCUGCGCAGGAAGCAGCAGCUGUGCGAGCAGCUGCUGCAGCUGGCCAGCUGCCUCACACCCGGACAAAGCCGCUUCAGAGGCGUGCUGCUGCUGGAGCUCUGCCGCACGCAGAGACAUCUACUGGCCAGCAGAGGAAGCUCCAAUGCAGAUGAAUGGGACAAGGUUGAGGGCCUUCUCAAAGAAGCUUCUACCAUUCUACAGCACGAGCCUGGUUGGACGGAAGAGCUUCUUGGAGAGGAGAAACUGCUGAAGACGGUCCAUGAGUCAUGCAGCCAGAAAAAUCAGCCCGAAAAGAAUCAAAACAAGAAAAAAAGCAAAGCGAAAAGAAAGAAGUGAUUAUUUUAAACUGUGACCGUUUCGCUUGGCCGAGUUCAUGGACAUUCAAAUAUAACAUUGCGUUUUAUUUCUUGGGUGUUUUAUGUCUAUUCGCUCUAUCUAAAGUUUAAACCAUUUUUAAGGCCGUUAGGCGAGACUAGGUCGUGUGGUCUCCUGAUGGCCAAAAAAGAACCCUGAAUAUCAUGUUGCGUGAUUGAUUUCAUAGAGCUGGCACAAAGUCAUGGUUGGUUGAAAGCCGAACGUCCCAAUAAAUAAAUUGACAACACUCUCUUGUGAUGAAACCCACCUGCCUGCAAUUCAGUAGCGCGCAUUGUUUCGCCCUGUGCAAUGUCGUCUGGCAACGCCUAAUAAGGUUCCGGCGUAGGUAUUUCGUGUACUUGGUGAUCUCAGAAGAUCUACCUACACAAAAUACGGUUUUAUUUUUCAAGAUAAUACAAUUUACGCCAAUAGCUGCCGUCCUAAUAAGCAACACGUUAAAUCGUAUUACCCCUUUUGACAAGAAAGAUGAAAGCUCUUACGAAAACUAAGUGGAUUAGUCUAGUCACAUUCAUGGCACAAGAAGUGGAUGCUGAGUGAUAUGUGAUGGAUGCAAUAAACUGAAUAAAAAAUUG
Amphibalanus amphitrite is the source of this 2483-nucleotide messenger RNA. RefSeq names its product SET domain-containing protein SmydA-8-like. The transcript is spliced from 11 exons. Bases 262 to 1872 code for a protein of 536 amino acids. The record is from RefSeq and is a predicted model, not a curated record. NCBI's taxonomy places the organism in Eukaryota, Metazoa, Arthropoda, Thecostraca, Balanomorpha, Balanidae. Gene Ontology annotation, molecular function: protein binding.